Messenger RNA from Saccostrea cuccullata (small rock oyster), 2173 nucleotides. RefSeq lists its product as uncharacterized. Gene Ontology annotation, cellular component: membrane. The transcript has 7 exons. Gene Ontology annotation, biological process: regulation of cell differentiation. The coding region runs from base 149 to 817 and encodes 222 amino acids. The record is from RefSeq and is a predicted model, not a curated record. NCBI's taxonomy places the organism in Eukaryota, Metazoa, Mollusca, Bivalvia, Ostreida, Ostreidae.
AAUAUGUGCAGACUUCAACACAGACACGUCAUUUGGAAUUCUAGCCUGGAUAAGGAGAUGUCAUUAGAUUAGGGCAAAUGGGGGCAGCGGCCAGCGCUCCUAGAAGAGGCAGAUAAAUUUAAUUAUAUCAUAACAACUACGCUGCAUUAUGGGUUGUAACGCUGGAAAAGUUCAGGCAAAGCCUUCAAAUGGUCUUAUAUUAAAAGAGGGAGAACUAUUGUACUGUGAAACUCAAGGUGACGACUGGAAGAGUUAUCUAUUUGAACUGUACGAGAAUAGUACAUUUGUUUGGUCUAACAAUGAACGUCCUACGAAACAGGAUGGUUCAGUGAAAUUAAAGUCAGUAGUUGACCAGAUAUGCGUGGGAAAGGACUGUGAGGGGGUACCUGACUGCCCUAAGCCUCCGGUGGGGAGGACCGUUAACUACAUGAUCUCCUUCCCUCAUAACUACCCCCCGGGGACUAGACCCACUGACAUGAAGAAUAACUGGAUUGUAUUCAGGGAUGAUAGAGAAAUGAGGGAGUGGAUUGCAGCAUUGGAAGAUGUGUUGAAUGUUAAACCAUUAGGUGUCCAGUCAAAAUCAAAACCAAAACCAAAAAAGAAGAAGGCCCCACCCCAAGGAGUUAUGCAUGCAUCACAGUUAGCACCACUCGAAAUUGAACCAGACCCGCAAGAAGGCCUCCCCAAGGAUCCAGAAAAAAAGGACGACACUAAAGAAGAAGAAAUCCAACACACUGAUUUCGAUUUACUUCUGGCAGAAGGGCAAGCUAUGUCUAGGUAUUCGGAAGACAAUAUGCCACACUUUGGCCAGGCUUAAAGUAGAACAUAGAUAGGAGAAGAAACUAGCUAUAUAUGUAAGGUUCUGAAGUCAGUUUUGCAAAUUGCUGAAUGGAUUGAGUUUUUAGUGGCAAAUAAGGUGCAUGUGCUCUAUAAACUGCAAAAAGGUUCAAAACAUUGCAACUCUGAUGGUAUGACAAAAUCUUGUACUUAUUUGGGGGGGGGGGGGGGUUACGGAGGGGAUAUACAUGGAGUUAUGUAUGGCUAAUCAUCUUGUUCUGUGGGAUGGUAUAGUACCUGUACUCUAUAAUGCUAAACCAUUAGGGGAAAAGUGGAUGUCAAUUCUAGUAUGGUUUGUAUUUCUCAUCCUUUGAUUAGAGUAAGUGUUGAAGGGGUGAGGUUGGAGAUAUAAUUACAUAGGAUAAAGUAAAGAUAUUGGAAGUGGAAAUGUCUAGAAGGGAAUGAUAUACUAGUCAUCAGUUGAGAGUAGAUGGGUAUGGGGGUGGGGUUAAUUGGAUAUCAAUCUUACAGGAUUUGUUAAUCCCCUAUUUAAACAACAAACAAGACUAUAGCAUAUUUGAAUCAAUUUUGUUUAGAUAUUGAAAUUCAUUACAACAAGCUAAAAAAAUAUAGCAAUGUUUAUUUAAAUGUAAAAAAUUAAAAAUAUAUGUAAAAUGUUUUCAUUUGUAUGAUGUCAAAAUCAUUUCCUGUGACUUUUGGUGUAUCUCAAUACAUACAUGUACAUGUAAUGUACAAUGAAUGUGAUCAUCAAAGGUAAUAGAACACAAAUUUUGAUUUUUACAGAGAAUUGAUAUUAAAUAAUUAUAAGUUAAUAACUAGGGGGUAUUUUUUUUUUGGUAGUGUUAGAAAAUUUUUAUGCAUCUAAAAUUACAAAGAUUGUGAAGUUUAAAAUGCUCAUAACAGAAAUUUAAUAAAAGGGAUCCAUUAAAACAGAUUUCACUGUAUGUACCUGUGUGUCCUUGUAUUUAAAAAAGGUAUUUUAUUUUCUACCAUUAUAUUUAUAUUGGUUUAUUGUUGCAUAAUGUAGUACAGUAAAACUUGCUUACCAGGAUAUCACUGACACCUCAAUUUUCACUUCUAUCAGAUAUUGUUAGAAAUCUCAUUCUGGAUUCCUUAAAAAAACGAUUUUAGAGACUUUUCAUUAUAAGAGAGUUCUUUAUAACAAAGUUGUACUGUACAAAUGUAUAUUUUGUUAUUGCUGAUAUACAUAUUUAUAGAUUAUCUAUUUUUUAAAUCUUCUUUUAUAUAUAUUUACACAAGUGUAACUGGUAAUUAUAUCAGACUUUAUCAAAUAGAAUCCGUCCUUUCUACAUGUUUUAAUGUCUUGAAGAAAUUUUUUGCUUCACUUUAUGUAAUUCACUGUUUUAUGAGAUUU